AAUCAUCAAAGUGCCUUGAAGUUAUUCCAUAAUGUGACCAAAAGUUUGAGCUACAUGGCCAAUGAAGUGAGCAUGCUUACUAUAUUGGGUAACCACCCCAAUAUAGUUAAAAUGUUCAAUUUUAAUUUGGAUAAUGAGGAGAAGUUCUUAACCACCGAACUGUGCGGCUUCCAAACACUGCGCGCCUACAAAACGAAAGUGGGCGACAAGAUCAAAGAGUGGCAAAUUAGAAGUGUCGCCUCGCAGCUGUGCAGCGCUGUUGAGUACAUGCAGCAGUACCGCGUAAUCCACUUCGACCUGAAACCGGACAACAUAGGCAUUGUCUCGAUGUGGCCGGUAGAAGUAAAGAUAUUCGACUUUGGUUUGGCCUCCGUUUACUCGGUGAGGGACGUCACGAAGUACAACAAAGUGGGUACCCUACACUACAUGGCGCCCGAAAUUUUCUUGGGCAAGUUCUUCCUCCCCAAGGCGGACCUCUACUCUCUCGGCAUCAUUUUCUACUACCUUGUGUACGGGAGGACUCCUUUUGCUGAGUAUAGUUUGAAAGACCUUAACUUGAUUUACAGGAGGAGGGUGCCCAUCACUUAUUAUGACCAAAGGAUUAUGCCCACUAGCUUUAUUGGGUAUAUUAAAAACUUGGUCAAUUACAAUUGCUAUGAGCGAAGGUUGGAAUGCACCGAAUAUAAAUAUUUACAUGUUAAGACGUACAGGGACCAAGCUGAACAAGAUAAGUGGGCCGAAGAAGUGAUGAAUUCGGCAAUUGGUGCCUACCAUGAUGGCAAUUUUCGUUUGGCGUACUUAAACCUGGCGGAGGCGGUUAGUCGCUUGCAAAUAUACACGAAAAGUGUAACCGCAUAUAAAAUACAGAGGGUCAUCAAACGUUACAAGAACUACAUGAAGUCCCUUUACAAAAUUGCCAAUGUUACACCCACUUUUAACACGGAACAAAUAAGAGACUGGUUCGAGACCAGGGAGGAAGUGGCACCUUUCAUAGAGAUGGCAAUUACUGCCCAAGUGCUGUUCCAGCACAACGACUUCCCGAAGUCGAAAAUGCUGUUCCACCAUUCGCUGGUCGAGAUCGAGCUGUUCAUCAUGUUCAACGGGUCCGUCCGUCACGUCCCGCAGCUACGCGAGAUGCUGAAACUCUGGAAGGCGAUUCAGUGGUUCAUCGAAUUCGAUGCGCAAGUGCUGAAACCGCUGAACGUCGCCGAAAUUAUGGCAUCCAACUGUUGUGCACGGUCGGAAUUGCAGCCUCCCGGAUAUGAGCAGUGGCCGAUGCAGACGACUCCCGACUCCGGGUCGUCGGAUCUUGAGAAGUGGUUUACGUCCAAGGUGCAAGGAGACGGUGCCAGAGCGGGUCCGUCCGGAAGUCAAUCGACGGCGACCACGAGUGAUGGAAGGAAGCGCAAGUCCAGGAGGGACAGGAAAUCUGAGCGUUCGCACCGCAGAGGAUCGCACGAUAAAGAAAAUAGACAUAGGCAUUCCAAAAAAUAUUAUAAGUAAUUUUUUUUAACCUAAUUUUUUCUAACAAAAUGUGGA
Molecule: messenger RNA, 1539 nt
Organism: Aethina tumida (small hive beetle)
Lineage: Eukaryota; Metazoa; Arthropoda; Insecta; Coleoptera; Nitidulidae
Product: serine/threonine-protein kinase SIK2-like
Exons: 4
Coding region: 55-1503 (482 amino acids)
Biological process (GO): protein phosphorylation
Molecular function (GO): protein kinase activity; ATP binding
Source: RefSeq, a predicted model, not a curated record